UGCCCGUGCCAGCUUCGCGCCGGGGCCCGGGGCGCGGGGGGCUCCGGCCGCCGCGAGGUUCGCCCACCUUCCAGCGGCCGCGGGGCGGGAGAUGCGGCGCCGAGGGGGAGGAGGGCGCCCCGGAGAGCCUGGCGCUUGUUUCUGCCCCCCUGCGGAAGGGAGCAUGGAGCUGUGAGCGCCCUUCGCUCGGCGAGGCCGCCCCGGGCAGGCUCCCCAUGGCCGGGACGUACAGCUCCACUCUGAAGACGCUGGAGGACUUGACCUUGGACUCCGGCUAUGGGGCCGGGGACUCGUGCCGCUCGCUCAGCCUCUCGUCCUCCAAGUCCAACUCGCAGGCGCUCAACUCUUCGGCGCAGCAGCACCGCGGGGCGGCCUGGUGGUGCUACUCCGGCUCCAUGAACAGCCGCCACAACAGCUGGGACACGGUGAACACGGUGCUGCCCGAGGACCCCGAGGUGGCCGACCUCUUCUCGCGCUGCCCGCGCCUGCCCGAGCUGGAGGAGUUCCCCUGGACCGAGGGCGACGUGGCCCGGGUGCUGCGCAAGGGCGCCGGCGGCCGGCGGCUGCCCCUGUUCUCGGCGGAGGCGGUGAGGCGCCUGGCCGGGCUGCUCCGCAGAGCGCUGAUCCGCGUGGCCCGCGAGGCGCAGCGCCUGAGCGUCCUGCACGCCAAGUGCACCCGCUUCGAGGUGCAGAGCGCCGUGCGCCUGGUGCACAGCUGGGCGCUGGCCGAGAGCUGCUCGCUGGCCGCUGUCAAGGCGCUGUCUCUGUACAGCAUGAGCGCUGGCGACGGGCUGCGCCGGGGCAAGUCGGCGCGCUGCGGCCUCACCUUCUCGGUGGGCCGCUUCUUCCGCUGGAUGGUGGAUACCCGCAUCUCCGUGCGCAUCCACGAGUACGCGGCCAUCUCGCUGACGGCCUGCAUGGAAAACCUGGUGGAGGAGAUCCGGGCCAGGGUGCUGGCCAGCCAGAGCCCCGACGGCGGAGGGGCCGGAGGCGGGGAGGUGUCCCCCGAGGCCCUGGAGAUGGUCGUCAACAACGAUGCCGAGCUCUGGGGCGUCCUGCAGCCCUAUGAGCAUCUUAUCUGCGGCAAGAACGCCAAUGGUGUCCUCUCCCUCCCCGCGUACUUCAGCCCCUACAGCGGCGGGGCCCUGGGCCAUGACGAGCGGGCGGAGGCCUACGCACAGCUGGAGCUCCGCACCCUGGAGCAGUCCCUCCUGGCCACCUGUGUGGGGAGCAUCUCAGAGCUGAGCGACCUGGUCUCCCGUGCCAUGCACCACAUGCAGGGGCGCCACUCCCUGUGUCCUGGCUCCAGCCCUGCCCGCCAGGCCCGCCAGCCGCCCCAGCCCAUCACCUGGUCCCCCGACGCCCUCCACACGCUCUACUACUUCCUGCGGUGUCCACAGAUGGAGUGCAUGGAGAACCCCAACCUGGACCCCCCGAGGAUGGCCCUCAACAAUGAACGGCCCUUCAUGCUGCUGCCGCCACUGAUGGAGUGGAUGCGUGUGGCCCUCACCUACGCGGAGCACCGCCGCAGCCUCACCGUGGACAGUGGUGAUGUCCGGCAGGCAGCCCGGCUGCUGCUGCCCGGCCUGGACUGUGAGCCCCGGCAGCUCAAGCCCGAAUGCUGCUUCAGUUCCUUCCGGAGGCUGGACGCCCGAGCAGCCACUGAAAAAUUCACCCAGGACCUGGGCUUCCGCAUGCUCAGCUGCGGCAGGACGGACCUCAUCAACCAGGCAAUCGAAGCCUUGGGCCCGGAUGGGGUUAACACCGUGGACGACCAGGGUAUGACGCCGCUGAUGUACGCCUGUGCAGCAGGGGACGAGGCGAUGGUCCAGAUGCUGAUCGAUGCCGGGGCAAACCUGGACGUCCAGGUUCCAAGCAGCUCUCCCAGACACCCCUCCAUUCACCCUGACAGCCGGCACUGGACGCCGCUCACGUUCGCUGUGCUGCAUGGGCACAUCUCUGUGGUCCAGUUGCUGCUGGACGCCGGUGCCCACGUGGAGGGCUCAGCCGUGAAUGGCGGCGAAGACAGCUAUGCGGAGACACCCCUGCAGCUGGCCUCUGCGGCGGGGAACUACGAGCUGGUCAGCUUGUUGCUGAGCCGAGGCGCUGACCCCCUGCUCAGCAUGCUCGAAGCCAACGGCAUGGCCUCUUCCCUCCACGAGGAUAUGAACUGCUUCAGCCACUCGGCAGCCCACGGCCACAGGAAUGUCCUGAGGAAGCUCCUGACACAGCCACAGCAGGCCAAAGCAGACGUGCUGUCCCUGGAGGAGAUCCUGGCCGAGGGCGUGGAGGAGAGUGACACGUCCAGCCAGGGCAGCGGCAGUGAGGGGCCCGUGCGGCUGAGCCGGACCCGCACGAAGGCCCUGCAGGAGGCCAUGUACUACAGUGCGGAGCACGGCUACGUGGACAUCACCAUGGAGCUGAGGACACUGGGUGUCCCCUGGAAGCUGCACGUCUGGCUCGAGUCUCUGAGGACAUCCUUCUCCCAGUCGCGGUACUCGGUGGUGCAGAGCCUCCUGCGGGACUUUGGCUCCAUCAAGGAGGAGGAGUACAGCGAGGAGCUGGUGGCCGAGGGCCUGCCGCUCAUGUUCGACAUCCUCAAGACCAGCAAAAACGACGCCGUCAUCCAGCAGCUGGCUGCCAUCUUCACGCACUGCUAUGGCGGCACCCCCAUCCCCAGCAUCCCCGAGAUCCGGAAGACCCUGCCGGCCAGACUAGAUCCUCACUUUCUGAACAACAAGGAGAUGUCGGACGUGACCUUCCUGGUGGAGGGAAAGCUGUUCUAUGCGCAUAAAGUCCUGCUGGUGACAGCCUCUGACAGGUUCAAGACGCUGAUGACGAAUAAAUCAGAACAAGACGGCAACAGCAGCAAAACCAUUGAGAUCAGCGACGUGAAGUACCACAUUUUUCAGCUGAUGAUGCAGUAUCUGUACUACGGAGGCACGGAGUCCUUGGACAUCCCCACGGCCGACGUCCUGGAGCUGCUGUCAGCUGCCAGCUUGUUCCAGCUGGACGCCCUGCAGAGGCACUGCGAGAUCCUGUGCUCCCAGACGCUCAGCGUAGAGUGUGCCGUGAACACCUACAAGUACGCCAAGAUCCACAACGCCCCUGAGCUGGCCCUGUUCUGCGAGGGUUUCUUCCUGAAGCACAUGAAGGCCCUGCUCGAGCAGGACUCCUUCCGGCAGCUCAUCUACGGCCGCAGCAGCAAGGUGCAGGGCCUGGACCCGCUGCAGGACCUGCAGAGCACCCUGGCCGAGCGCGUGCACUCUGUCUACAUCACAUCCCGGGUGUGAGGGGGGAUGGCUGGUCGGCACAUCCCGCCCUCCCGGCCAGGCUCUGUCUCCAGGCAUCCGGGGGCGGAAAAGGCUGGGAGCAAGUGCGGCCAGGCUGUCUGGACCAGUGCGUAGCCAGGCCCUGUGGCCGGGCCAAGGCCCCGCUGGGGGCACUGGGUGCAGAUUCUCUUGGAGCCAGGCUCACGAGACUCAGUUUCCCCCUCUUUCCCCAGACAUCCUCUCUGGUGUCCAUCUGUCCUUGGGCAGGCAGAUGUGCCCUGAGCCCACCUGUCACUGGGCAGCCCCACCCUCAACCCCUCUUCCUCAGAGCUAACCGUUUGCUCGACCAGUGAUGGGCAAAGGGCAGAUGUGGCCAAAAGGUGGACUCUCCCUCCACCCCCCACACCGUUUGCACCUGGAGGGCGGUGUACUCACCCUCAGGUGCCCCUGCACCCCUCCUGGAGGGCGGCAGCUGAUCCCGAUUCACCUCUGCUCUAAAUAGCUUCUGACCAUGCCCUCCAAGCUCUCACCACUCAGCCCAGACUGUCCCACCUGGGGCUCUCGGGCUGUGGCACCCUUAUGAAUGUACAGAAUGGAUACUCCGAGCCCCAGGCCAUCGCAUCCAAAAGCUGGUAUCUUUUCUUAGUAUCAUAUCAGAACCGCUGCCCAAACCCCUGAACUUACUCCUCAAGGCCACGCCUUGAAAGCCUUGAUGUGGGCCUCCAGGGGGCUGGGGACACCUGCACAGGGGUCACUUGGAGUCCCAUUGUCUUUGGUGUUUGGCCCAGAGAGGCCCUUCUCUGGGGACGGCCAGCUGCUCAGUGAGCAGUGGAAAGCGGUUCCCCCACUGAUGCCUCCAGGGCUUCCAGUCUGAGCCAAGGAGGGGCAUGGGGGUGCAUGGGAUACAGUGGAGGAGCCGGGUGGCCUCAGCUUUUGUCGUUGCUGCUGUUUUUAGGGGUCGAUUCUGAAGCCCCAGGCCUAGAUUCGGCUGCCUCAGUGGGCUCAGGAAGGAGAUCCCUAAAAGUCCCCCAGCCGAGUCCCUGAGUGGAAGAGUCCUUUAGCUUGGACUGGAGAGCGGCCCGUGUCUCCGUGGGAACUGCAGGUCUGGGGCAUCUCGAGGCCAGGGCACUGGUGGAAGGGGGGGCUGGAGGAAGAGGACCUUCCGCUUCCUCCUCUCCCCCACCUGCCCCCACUGUAGGCCCCUGGCUGUCCUGCGGUGGAGACAGUGUCAGGCCUGCACACUUCCUGUAUUUAUGGACCAGACACUGGGGGGGCAUUUGGACAGCUUCUCUGGGUGUGGCCUUCUUCAGCUGUCUGGGCACCUUAGAAACUAUUUAUUCACCAGAAGCCCCGGGCACUUCAGGAGGUGUCAUUGGGUCAUCCUGAGAAGCCCUGGGGGCUUGCAAUCCUGGAAAAUAUUUUCAACUAGCUGCGUGAGCUGGAUGUACAAAGGAAUAGGCGUUAUUUUAUUGCUGUAAUAUUGUAUGAUACUGUAACUAUACACUAAUGUUGUCACUGUAAAUGUACCAUGGCUUU
Molecule: messenger RNA, 4808 nt
Organism: Diceros bicornis minor
Lineage: Eukaryota; Metazoa; Chordata; Mammalia; Perissodactyla; Rhinocerotidae
Gene: ABTB2
Product: ankyrin repeat and BTB domain containing 2
Exons: 17
Coding region: 216-3293 (1025 amino acids)
Molecular function (GO): protein heterodimerization activity
Source: RefSeq, a predicted model, not a curated record